Molecule: messenger RNA, 1948 nt
Organism: Myxocyprinus asiaticus (Chinese sucker)
Lineage: Eukaryota; Metazoa; Chordata; Actinopteri; Cypriniformes; Catostomidae
Exons: 12
Coding region: 435-1598 (387 amino acids)
Source: RefSeq, a predicted model, not a curated record
UGAAACUACAAGAGUGAAGUAAGGAAGUUGCAUUGGUCAUUGCUGCGUCACCACUCAUACUGACAGGAAGAAAUAGUGCGGCAUAUGUGUCUAGUUUGACAGCUGUGCUUGAUAGUUUCAUACACUCCUCUUGGUCUUGGUUCUUUGUACUCAACUUUGCCUUUUGUCCAAUUGCUUUAACUGCAAACGAAGACAGUUCGGAUAGACCUUAGAUCCAACUUCAAUCAUACAAUUCAAGCUUCUGUGCAUCCUUGUCACCCUUGCACCCUGCUUAUACCCCAGUGGCUUUCGGGGUGUGGGCUGUGGGGGGUAUGAAUGCAGCUCAGGGGCAGAUGGCCCUCAGCGUUUAGUUUAGAGGAGAAGCCAUUGUGUGGGAGACUGAAUGAGCAGUGGAAGGGAGAGGUAAGGUGAAGAGACAAGAGUGUUCUGGAGGUAUGGGAUGCUGCAGUGUGACACAGAGACACACAGGAAUAGAUGAAGUGGGCCCUGAUGAGAUUGAACUCAUGGAAAUCAACAAUGCAGGGCUCUGGAGUCUUGCUGAAUGUAGGCUCCAAAUUUCCACACGAAAUGGCACACAUGAAGAUCCCAGUCACUGCCCCUCUGUCAGGCACCUUAAGAAAGAGGACCCAGAACCUUUCCCUGCAAGGGAGCUGAAACAGCGCCCCAAUUCAAAAAUAGUGCUUUGGGGAUGGACAAAAGAGGAGCUCCAUCAUAGGCUGUACACUCAACCAAUCAGAGAAUGGGAAGGGCAGGCUCCACACACCUACGGAGACAUUAUCCACUCAUCUUCUGUGUAUUUACACAGUGGCUACACGAAGGCUAUGAGCGAACGAUAUCUGGUUUUAUUUUCCUUCCAUCUGUUAAUGCUUGCUUUGGACAGCUCUAAUCAUGAUUUUAUUUAUGAGGGCAUUCUUCCUCUCUCAGCCAUUGAGGUGCGUCUGAUCUCUCAACAGAACCCCAGUUCUCCACAUAUGUUUGAGAUUAGCGGACCUAUGGUGGACUCAAAGAUCUUUGUUUGUGCAAGUGCUGCUGAAACAAAAGCCUGGAUGGAGAACAUUGAAGACAGGAGAUACAAAUGCCUGAGGCAACAACUGAGCCCCCCCCAUAGUACUCUCUCAUUUUUGGUGCCAUGUAAUGAGAGCUGGAAAAGGGAGGAGCUUAAAAGAUAUUUACUGCGGUCUCCCAUCUUGCAAUGGGAGGGGACGGCAAUUCAUCACAUGGGCUAUCCAAAAUACCUUUCACUGGUACACAUCAGCAACGUAUGCUCACAGGACCGGGUUUUGCAGGGACCUCAGGAACGCUUGCUUGUGCUCUUUCCAUUUGACCUUCUCAUUCUGUCUGUUGACUGUCAACGUGUACAAGUAAAAUAUGAGGGUCGUCUGUCACUGAAGAGCAUUAAAGCCUUUGAAAAAUCUGCACUGCCUGGCAGACUGGAAUUUGAACUCACAGGUGAACUGAUGGAGCCUCUGCUAGUCUCCUGUGUUUACCCUGAGGAUUAUCAAAGCUGGAUCUUCCAGUUGCAACAGCCUGAUAAACUGGCAGAUUCAUUGCCACAUCACACCCCUCCACCUCUUAUGCCAAAAAAGCGCAGAAGCUAAAGAAGAUGUGAAGGGAAUCAAAAUGAAUGUGACCAGAGUCUCUCUUUGACCAUACACCAAUCAUUCAUUGUUCCAAAUGAAUGCUACUGAUGACAAAUUAACCUUUUACUGUUUGAUUCCUUUGGAUGUGACAUGUUGUACUCAUAUAAGCAACUCAUUUUCAAUAGCAAGGAAACAGAACAGAUAAUUCUGUUAGACAGUAGUUAGUACAGUCUAUUCUGUUUCUGUAAAUAUCUCUUUUUGAGGAAGGGAAUGGGAACAUGCUUCAAACAAGCACACAUAAGUGCAAAACAUUGUAUAAUAUGAGGACCGAAUGUUUCAUUGAGAUGUAAUAAAUUGCUUUAAUUAGA